UUUUUCUCUCUCUUAUCUCUGGCUUCCUUGCUCCCUCGCUGCCAUCCGACAAGCCUCCCGGAGAGCAGCAGCAUGACCACCACCCCCACCCUCGGUCUACUAAAACUCCUCCCCAGCUCUAUCCCCUCCUCCAAACUCAUCCCAAAACCAUCAUCAGACCUCCCACUUUUGUCCCGGACCCACUCCCCCCUUCCUCACCUCGAACAUGCCGCCCUCCAUUUUCUCUCCAAAGCAUUCCCCCUCCCUGCCACGGCUGCGGCCCUGUCCCUUCCCCUCUUCCUCGACCCCAAGGAUGCUCUGGCGGUCGGCGGGGAGUUUGGGAUCUUGGAAGGCCGGACGUUAUCGCUGAUCCACCCGGUGGUGAUGGGAAGCCUCUUCUUCUACACGCUGUGGGCUGGUUAUUUGGGAUGGCAGUGGCGCCGCGUGCGGACCAUCCAGGACGAGAUCAACGAGCUCAAGAAGCAGGUGAAGGCCCCCGCCCAGCCCGCUGCCGCUGUUGCCGCCGGGGCCGACGGCACCCGGGAGGCUCCGCCGCCAACUGCAGCGAUCUCCCCGGUGGAAGCCAAGAUUCAGCAGCUCACCGAGGAAAGGAAGAUGUUGAUCAAGGGGUCGUACCGGGAUCGGCACUACAAUGCGGGGUCGAUACUGUUGGGGUUCGGAGUGUUCGAGUCGGUGGGUGGUGGCCUCAACACAUGGUUCCGCUCCGGGAAGCUCUUUCCGGGGCCCCACCUUUUCGCCGGCGCUGCUAUCACGGUCUUGUGGGCCGCAGCUGCAGCGCUUGUGCCUGCCAUGCAAAAAGGAAAUGAGACAGCAAGGAAUCUGCAUAUUGCAUUGAACGCACUAAAUGUUCUAUUAUUUAUAUGGCAGAUCCCAACGGGAUUUGAGAUAGUCCUCAAAGUGUUGGAAUUCACCAAUUGGCCUUGAGUUAAUAGUUUUCCUUUCUUAUUCUACUAGCUAAUCUUUUUUCUAGCUUGAUUUGAUAUCUGUGUAAAUCCUCUAAAGAAAGUGUUCUUCAUGAUUUUUCACUUACAUGUGUCACAUGUGAAUUGACUCUUUAAUUUUUUCA
Molecule: messenger RNA, 1066 nt
Organism: Phoenix dactylifera (date palm)
Lineage: Eukaryota; Viridiplantae; Streptophyta; Magnoliopsida; Arecales; Arecaceae
Product: plant/protein
Cellular component (GO): chloroplast thylakoid
Source: RefSeq, a predicted model, not a curated record